This is a messenger RNA of Alternaria burnsii, 435 nucleotides long. RefSeq lists its product as uncharacterized. Lineage: Eukaryota; Fungi; Ascomycota; Dothideomycetes; Pleosporales; Pleosporaceae. The transcript has a single exon. The annotation marks the transcript as partial. The record is from RefSeq and is a predicted model, not a curated record.
AAGUAUCUAAAUGGUACUGAUCGUGUCACGGACGGUCUCGGAAAUCAUCCUGUGGGAAUCCUCAUUUAUCACCCUCUUGGCUAUGUCUCCGUAAAUCUGUGGUCCAUUGAUCCUGGCGCCAUCCCAGGUCCCGCCGAUGAAUACAACGACGUCGAGUGGGCACUUAUUGGACAUCAUAUGCUCUCUGAUGCAGGGCCCUUGCAGGUCUGGGAGGGAAGCAAUGAAACAAGAGGGACGCUCACGCAUGGGCCUUUGGUGAUGUCAUCAUACCCGAAGUGGGUAGUGACGGAUCAGACCAGAAACUAUACCGUGUCGGCAAAGGCGUAUGAAGGAAGGGAUGUGUUGUUGUUAUGGGUGCAGAACAUCGAAAAGGAUUCGUUGUCGAGCCUGUAUUGGGCAAGAGCUGCAGAAAAUGGGUCAAGCUGGGCGACAUGA